AUGGCCUAUGUAACGCUUCUUCGACAGCUCGAUCGAGCCGCAGCUGAAGAGGGCCGACAGAUUGAGACAUCAGAAGAAGAGCCCAGUCGUUCUCCUAUCGAGAGCCGAUCGCCCGUCUUGGGGGACCUCGCCGGCAAACGCGCCCUCAUCCUUGGAGACAGCGUGGAUCGGUACAUGCUCAUGUACUUGCGAGACGAGGUCACGAACGAUGCCAGGUACUUUUCCGAGUGCGAUAUGGACGACUCGAGGGUACUGAAGGAGUUUGGAUGGACUCAGGGGGCGCCGAGGAUGAUGGUCAUCCCCAUCGUGCCUCCGCCGGGAACCACUGAGCAAGAGUUUGACUUUGCCAACGACGUCGAUGUCAAUCAAUCCCCAGAAUUUCUCAGCAGUGGGCGCAACGAAGCCCAAGUCGAGCUGGUGGCGAAAGCAAAGAUGCGCGCCCAAGCUCAACUCCGGGUCGACUUUAUGCACAUGUACGGCACGGACGACGACGAUCUAUGGGAAGAUCGAGCGUCGCACCAAGAGGUCACAGCCUGGCGAACGCAAGACAGGCUGGAAAAGGUCAAGACCAUGUGGGGCGCCGAACCUGAUACCUACCACGCCGUCUUUAUCAAUUUCGGCCUGUGGGAACUGGCUAGAUAUCAGCGUACAGCGUAUGACCUACACUCGUCGGACGACGAGAUAGGCUUGCCCCAAGAAUGGUUGGAGGAUUUCAAGAACCGGCUGAGGAUGUACGUCGAGCGGGUACAGACGGCAUGGUCGCAGGCCAAGGUGGUCAUCAGGACCAUCCACGACCCUCGUGAAAACGCCGGAGGAUGGUUCCGUUCCGCCAACAUGAACGCUGGAGGGGUCAGACGAGCGCCUUUUACCAGACUUCGGGUCGUGCAAUUGAGACGAGCUCAGGUGCAGGUGGCACAAGAGCUCGGGCUGGACGUUUUGCACUGGGCGGACCACAUGAUCGGCCAGGACGAUUCGUGGUUGAAGGACGAGCUGCAUCCGGGUAUACCGGGCAGUCUCGUACUAGCAGAGAUGUAUCUGAGGAUGUUGGCGGAGACGAGGAGCGAUCUAGGGCAGCGACAGAGUCUUCGAGCAUGGAGGGAAGAUGACGUCUAGCGGGAUUGCUACGACACAAUUCACAAGGAAGCCAAGGCGAG
Molecule: messenger RNA, 1154 nt
Organism: Filobasidium floriforme
Lineage: Eukaryota; Fungi; Basidiomycota; Tremellomycetes; Filobasidiales; Filobasidiaceae
Exons: 2
Coding region: 1-1113 (370 amino acids)
Source: RefSeq, a predicted model, not a curated record